Pelmatolapia mariae (spotted tilapia) is the source of this 6551-nucleotide messenger RNA. It is a transcript of the gene sh2b1, whose product is annotated as SH2B adaptor protein 1. Gene Ontology annotation, molecular function: transmembrane receptor protein tyrosine kinase adaptor activity. The record is from RefSeq and is a predicted model, not a curated record. Gene Ontology annotation, cellular component: plasma membrane. The transcript is spliced from 9 exons. NCBI's taxonomy places the organism in Eukaryota, Metazoa, Chordata, Actinopteri, Cichliformes, Cichlidae. The coding region runs from base 552 to 3380 and encodes 942 amino acids. Gene Ontology annotation, biological process: intracellular signal transduction.
GAACGGGUCCAGGCAAGGCAUAGCAAUAUUCAUAUUUAGCAGCAGCAGGAGCAGCCGCAACAAUAAUAACAAGCAGCUUUGGAGCUGUUUGUCCCGUUAUGUAGGCAGGAGGAGAGAUGAAACGCAUGGUGCCAGCUUCAGCCAAAGACACGGAUGGAGACACGGGACUGUGAUCUGCAGGAUGUGGCGGCGCUCCUCUGUCAUACAGACAGACAUUGAAGAAGAGGCGGACCUUGUGAAUCGUCUAACCUCCUCAGACUGCACGUUUCCUGUGUGGGAGCCUUUCUUUGCUUUGGUUUUUUUUUUUUUGGCUGAAGUCUUUAGUCUCAUAAAUAAUGUAGCAGAAGUUUGACCGCCUUUAAACGCCGUCGUUAUUGUGGGUUUCCUUUUUUUUUUUUUUUUUUUUUUUUUUUUUCUUCCUUCUCCCUCGAUGGGGCAGAGCUUCACCCUCGUUUGUAAAUUGGUACACUGAUGUGGUGCAGGUGCCCCCCCCACACUGAAGUAAUCUGACUGAUCAUUGAGCCCCUCGGCACCUCACGCCUUUCAGGAGGAUGAACGGCUCCCUUUUAACCCCACCGAGCCCACGGGCGGCAAACUCCUCCCCUUUACCUCCAUCUCCCUCCCCCUCUCCUUCCCCACCCUCUCCUUCCUUGCUGCCCUUGUCCUCGCGCCCUCCCCCUCUCCCUCCGCUGAUGAGCCCGCCAUCCCAGGCCCAUCCGUCCUCGCUGUCAGACACGCCCACGCCAUCGCCCUCCCCUUGCUUGAGCUGGACCGAAUUCUGUGAGCUCCACGCCCGCGUCGCAGCCGGCGACUUUGCACGUCACUUCCGGGCGUUUCUCUUAGAAAACCCGCACUACUCUGCAGACUCUGCCGCUGCCUUCUGCCGCCGCUUCACCGACCGCUUCGUUCGCCAUUUCCAGAGCGAGCUGGAGGGGGCUCUCCCGCCAAGCUGUUCCUCUGCACGGGAUGAAAUGGUGAGCUGGGCUCCCCAGUCAGACGCUACGUCUCUGGAAGAGGAGGCGGUCUCGCCGCUGUCCACGACUGGAGGAGCGGUCCCCCUGUGUCCUCCAACUAACACGACGCGGGGCUCGAAGCCAGCGCCGGCACGUCUUGUGUUGGAGAACCGUGGCGGGGACAGGUUUCAGGAUUCUUAUGCCCACAGCCAAGUCCUGCCUCCAUCAUCUUCGUCAUCGUGCUGCUCUUCAGUAGGAGGGAACAACGGAAGGCGUGAGGAGAGUCGGAGCGUGAUGGCUCCGGGGAACGGCGACGCGCCUGUGGAGGAAGAGGAGGACAGCUGGCUCGGGGUGGCGUCCGUCGGCGAAGAGCUAGAAGAACGGGAAGCGGACUCGUCAGAGGUGGACAACGCAGACUCCUCCCACACUCCUCAGAAUCCACCCUCCUCAGUCACUCCUCCGCCUGGCUCAAAGGCGAGCGGCACGCCUGGUUCCUCCAAAAACAAGCUGAAGAAGCGUUUUUCGCUGCGGAACGUGGGGCGCAGCGUGCGGGGCAGCGUGCGAGGCAUCCUGCACUGGCGCAGCUCCUCCAGCGAUGCCACGCAGGCGCAGCUGCCUUCCAGCUACAGUUACACCAUGGGCGUGCAGGACACCUCUAAGAGGACCUCUGGCACGCAGCCUCCUACACCCACCUCCUCCAUGCCUGUUUCUCUGUCCAUGCCCCUCUCGCUUCCUCAUUCCUCCUCCUCCUCACUGCCCCCUUCGUCGUCGAGCAGCGCCACCUCCCUGUCGUUAUCAGAAGCUGCUCGGGAUCGGCGGCGGAGCAACGGCGAAGGAGGCGAGAAGGAGAAGUGGAGCCAUCGCCUGGAGAAGCUCAGAUUGUCACGAUCCCCUCCUCCCAUCCUCACCUCGACCACCUCCGGCUCGCACUCUGCAACGCUGCCUCCGAGCAGCGCCGCUGCCAUGGGUCCUCCAAGGAAGGUGGGCCGGCUGGUACGGGAGGGCGGGGUGAGCAUCAGCUCAUCCAGCGAUGAGUGGAGCGGCAGCCACGCCUUUUCCGGCUUCUCCUUCGGUCUGCUGCAUCACAGUACGGACAACAAUCCUGCCUCAGCGCAGUCUCCUGGAGCACAGCCGCCACCAGUGCAGUCUCUCGCCAGCGGGGGGAACGUGCCCUGGAGGGGAGGACGCUGGCACAAAUGUCGCCUGGUCCUCCGAGAACGGGACAGAGAAGGUGGCGAGCGUGGAGAGGAGUACUACCUGGAGUUCUUCAUCCCACCCAAAUCAUCGAAGCCUCGGCUGACUGUCCCCUGCUGCUCCAUUGUGGAUGUGAGGAGCACCACGGCGCUCGAGGUCCCCGACAAGGAGAACACCUUCCUGCUGCAGGUACUGGACGGGGCGACGCAGUACGUGAUCGAGACGCGAGACGCCGUUCAGAUGAGGGCGUGGCUCAGUGACAUCAGGAACGGCAUCUGUCUCAGUGAACAGGAAGAUGCCGAGGGUGUGUGCGGGGGGCCGUUGGACAUCAGCGGGACGCCUGAGAUCGGUGACCGCCUUUCACAAGUGUGUUAUGGUGGGAUCGGAGGCUCCUCUCCUCUAACGGAUCCUCUCCCGCCCGAGCUGCCACCUCGAGCACCUCUCGACGAACCAGAUGGCCGGAUUCACGGAGGGGGCGGGGCUAGUCUCGGCACACCGUUUGCUGAGACACCAGACGCCACAGGGUCUUUCCUCUUCUCUGACGUGACGCCCGUUGAGGCGGUGGAGCACCCGCUCAGCGAGUGUCAGUGGUUCCACGGCACGCUGUCCCGCCUUAAAGCCGCUCAGCUAGUGCUGGCUGGAGGCCCGGCGAGCCACGGCGUCUUUCUGGUCCGUCAAAGCGAGACGCGGCGCGGAGAAUACGUCCUCACCUUCAACUUCCAGGGCAAAGCCAAGCACCUCCGCCUCUCGCUGAAUGAGGACGGUCAGUGUCGAGUGCAGCACCUGUGGUUCCAGUCCAUCUUCGACAUGCUCGAGCACUUCCGCGUGCACCCGAUCCCCCUGGAGUCCGGCGGCGCCUCUGACGUCACGCUCAUCAGCUUCGUGGGAGCUACCGCCAUUCGGCAGCCAGACUUGACCAGCAGACCCCGUAGCCCUCCUCAGCCUCCUCCCCUGCCGCCGGGCCGCCCCCCGCCCCCGACUCCGCCCCAGGAGAGAGGAAAUGAAAUGGAGGUUGGAGGAGCAGGAGCAGCAGCAGCGGCGUCGGCAGUGACAGUCACAAUCACAGGAGGAGGAGGAAGCGGAGGAAGUGGAGGUGGUAGCGGAGGUGGCGUGGAGGACUGGGAGGAGAGGGACAGGGACACGCCUCUCCGCCAACUAGAAGCUGCAGACGGAGAAGAGAGGGAGGGAGCGAGGGUGCCCCGAGCCAUCGAUAACCAGUACUCCUUCUUCUGAUGGAGGAGGAGGCGUAUGUGUGUUUGAGUGUGCGUGACAGUGGGAUUGGAUGAGGCGGCGUACAUCAUAGCCAUUCAUAACCAGUAUUUUAUUUUGUUAGCGAGGAGGAGGGGGAGGAGUAAAAGUACUAACACUAUGUGAGAGAGAGACGGAGAGGCGGGUGAGCGCAGCUUUACAACACUAACGAGAGCGGUACAUUUCUUCAUAGCCAGAUAAGCUUUGUUUUAUUUUGCCGGUACGCCUCGCAGCAGGCUCAGGCUCGAGCCCUGUGACGCCAGCAGACCCGACGAUACCUCACAGCGGUCCUGUCAGGACGGCACACGCUAGCCAGAGGCCAAACAUACUACAGACAUUUCUACUUUGGCAGCCAGACCCGAAAUAUCGCGGCGCCGCAGCAAACCAAAAGCGACGGAAAUGUUGGAAAGAAACUUGGAGUUGAAUAAAAAAGUUUCUGAAGCCGAGCUCGGCCAGGUAGCACUAAGAAACCAGUUUAUAAACCCCCACACUAACAUUUAAACUCCGCCCACACAACAUGUGACUGCUUGUAUUAAUACUACAGAUGAUGUUAACACUAAAGCCACUAUUUACGUUCACUGCUUCACUUUCAUAGGUCUUAGUUUAAAUGGUGGAAUCACGUUUAUCCUAACGUUCGUCCCAAAUACAGUCUGUUUUUAGCGUCGUCAGGUCGCCGAGGUGCACGUUGUCGUUUCACUGUGGCGCUCUCACUGAGCUGACGGUACGUUCUGUUCAGCUGCUGCUAUUAUUUAUUCUAGAAACGCCUUUAAAACAACACGAUGGUGACGUCUGCACCGGGAUGUUUGUUGGUCGGUGAUAAUCGGAUCCAAGGAAAAACACAAUGACUGAAUGUGAGGCGCCGCAGGCUGACGCCUUCAUGAGAGAUUUACUUUCAUUAGUUCUUGAAGUGUAUGAGCAUAUUUUGGGGUUUAUUUUAUUUUCACUUUUGGACUUUGACACAAAUUGGUGCGUUAACUUUUGUUUAUUAUAUUAAACUUCAUUAUUGCCAGUGUGAGACUGUAACGAUACUCGCUGCUGUUGGACUGAGUCCACCAAUCAUCACCUUCAUCACGGGGGGCGGGGGCAAUGUUCGGUGAGCUGCUCGUCACUUCAGUUUGGCUUCAACCUUUAAAAUAUCACGUCUAAGUUUAGUUUGGCCUGUGGUGUCGGCAUCAUUCUUAAUGGACUCGUGAGCAUUAAAAUGGUUUUCUUUUAAUUUAGCUUAAAGUCAGACUUUCUUGACUCGUACAUCUUUAAGACCGAGGAACGGGUUUUUGUUUUAAACAGUGACAUUUUUAAGUGGAGUCUGAGUUCGUCAGCAUUAAAACAUCAGAUGUCAUCAGUGGCGUUUGGUUUGGCUCCUCGGCAUUAAAGUGUCAUGAAGAUUUUUGUUUUUCAAAUUUAAAUGCAGUUUUUGAGAAUUUUAAUAAAAUUUUAAUAGAACCAUAAAUUGGCACGUUUACAAAAUGAUUUAAUUACAUUUUAUUUAUAUAGCACCAAAUCACAACAGUCGCCUCACCGCACUUUGUAUUGUGAUGCAUUCAUGAGGUGACAAAUAAAAAUCGUAACGUUUUCCCUGCAGCGUCCGUCACGACUGUUUUAAAUGUGUCCCAUGUCUGUAAGCUACGGGCCUGUGUAGCCAGCGCACUGACAGCUAUGGAAACUCUCAUUUUAACUUUAAUUAUUAUUUUUUUUUACUUAAAUCACAGCAGGAUUCCUUUAGAGCAGAGGGCUCAAACUCCUCGUCCACCGUGGGCCACGUGGAGCCCACUGUGACUUUAAGUGGGCGGGGUCAGUGAGACUCUCCUUUCAGUGUAAGAAAGUGUAACCAUGUUUAAAAAUCCCUGACAUGUUAAUGUAAGGAAAAAGCGCACAUUCAGCAGCAUGUCUGUUUUUCUACAUGUUACACUGAUGUUGUAGUAAUGAGAGAAAUUGGCGUGCACGUGUCGACGCUGAUGUCGUCAUUUCUGUAGCAGUUACUGAAGAAACGGAGCUGUUCUCAUUUCAGUUUCACGUAGUUUGGUGCGAUGUGAUUGGCCGCGGUCAUUAUCAGCAGGAAAAGCUGUAAAACUAAAAUCUACACCCUCCUCCACCUUCUCCAAAAGCAUCCAGUGGGCCAGAUAUGACUCUCUGCUGGGCCAGUCCUGGCCCCUGGGCCUUAUGUUUGACACCCCUGAUUUAGCGUGGUAUUUGGGGGUUUUUUGGGGUUUUUUUUCUCCCUAGUGACCAUUCAGGCCUCCUCCUAGCAUGUUUUAACUUUCGUAAAUAACGACGUGCAGUGACAUCAUGUGCACCCCCCCCCCCCCCCCCCCCCCCCCAAUCGUGCUGCGCGAUCAGUCGUACCUUUGAGACGUACGUCCUGAGCAGUAAAGUUUAUUUUUCUUUUAAAUAGUUUGGUUUGGCGCCGCCUGAGAGGAGGCAGCGGGUCGGGUCUGGAUCAGGCAGGAAACAUUUACCUCAGUCACUCAGCAGCAUCACUCGGUGUAAAUGUCUCUCUCUUUUUCUCUCUGACGCUCAAAAAGAAUCUGAUCUCAGAGCUGAUGGGUUCAGCACCAGUAAGAUGGAAAUAAUAAUACUGAUGAGGGUCAGAGUAAUAGUAUUACAUUUGUCUUUGUUUCGUACGCUCCAUGUUACACUUGUUCCGACUCAUCUUGUGAUUCAGUUCAGAUGUUUGUGCCUUUUUACGUUUGGGGAUAAAAAGAAGGAAUGAUGACGAUCUAGGACUCGUUGUGCAGGUGGCGGGCUCCCUCACCCUUUUCAAUCUGUCCCCCCCUCCUCCUCUGCCUCGUCCUGCAUCAUUAAAAUUAUAGCAGCAAAUGUCGAUGAAAUACUUUUUCUCCUUGUGCCUUUCUGUGUCGUCUCAUCACCUCUGCCUGCAUCUGUCGCUCAGUUCAUUUACUCAUGUCAUAGCCCACCCAGUCUCGCUCUGCUUUCCUUUGCUCAUGUACUCGUCUGAUCAUCAUCAUCACCAUCAUCAUCAUCAUCAUGUUCUGUGUCCUUUUCUCAGUUUCAGAACUCUUUGUGCCUUUCUCUGUCUCUUUCUCUCUUUGCUGGGACCGUGUGUUGAAGCCGGACGGCAGCGUCUGUCUGGCCUGUGUGGUUAGUUUCAGGUACUACAUUGAAUUUAAUGAUAAUGAUAUAAUAUAAAUAUAGUGA